CGGAGCUACGACGGUUUGCGGCUCUCUCCACGUUACGAGUCCAACAAAUGCGCGCGCCGAGAGCUUUGCAAGCUCAUGGUUACGAGUUUGAAACCGCAGGCGUCCAAUUCACCGGCUUCGUUUCGCCCGUAGGUGAAACAAAACUAUAAAACCAACUCGUCGUACGCGUCUUAUCUUUUUGAUUAACCAAUAGUGGUGUGUACAUCGUUGGCGUUAACUUUGGUGUGGACCUGUGCGGCCGGUCGCUCUUUGAGCUUGCGAGUGUUCCCGUGUACGCGGUGUCACGGUGCCACGGACAUCGCUGCUGGAGUCUCCGUAGGCGCCGCCAAGCCUCGCCAGCAUGGGAUGCUCGGGUCUGCUCUUGUGCUGUCUGCUCGUCGGCGUUUGUCUUCAAGUCUCGGAGCAGUUGAUCAUGAGAAAGACCGAGAUCCCAGCAUCGGUGAGAGCUGGCGAGGAUUACGUAAUCCUGGAUUGCGACUACGAGUUCCAGAACACGUCGACAAAGGGCCUAGUGGUCAAGUGGUACUUCAACACAUUUGACCUAGUUUACCAAUGGAUCUACGGCACAGCAGCUCAGGCCAUAGAACCGGCCUCCAAGUACAUCGACCUCCAUUACAAGGCCAGCAACGAUCCCAACAAGAUGUACCGAGCCAUGAAGCUCACGCAGCCUGACAUUGAUCUCACGGGCAACUACACUUGCCUCAUUUCCACCUUCCAGGACGAGAUAUCGGCCAAUAUGCCCAUGACCGUUUAUUCUACCGGCCGAGAGGACGAAUUCAAACUGUGGCACAGAAAAAUGGGUCAGAACGGAGACGACAGCGUUGAAGUGACCUGCCAGGCGGUUGGACUGUAUCCCAAGCCAACCCUCGAUAUCAGCGUCGAGGGUAUGUCGAAGCUGCAGUCGCCGAGGCCGAUAAUCACGGAAACCGAAGACGGCCAUUACAACAUCGUGUCGUACCUCACACUAGACAACACAGAACUCCCCGAUUCGGUGGUCAUCAACUGUAUGCUGGGAAUCCCGAGCGUGAGCUACAAUGUGACCAAGAAAAUUGUCUAUAUUCCACCAGGAAGGCCUACUACCACGGCUAUCGCAAUCACUGCCGGCGGUACGACAAAGCUGCUGCGAAAAAUGGAGAUCCAGGCACUUGACAAUUCACAAGCCGACGCUAGCAGUGGUGGUGGAAAUUCGGGUGACCGGGUCAGGACGAGCUUACUCGUUAUACUGAUGAGCGUGUCCGGCUUUGUUUAUCUCGCCCACUGAAGCCUCUUUCCAAUGAUCCAGACGAAGCGACUUUUUUCAGCCAAAGAAUCGGAUGUGGAUCAGCUACGAAAAAAAACUACCAGCGAUGCAUAUCAGUGUCACGUGACUGUUUCACGCCAAAGAGAUGAUUCGCGACUAGUUCGCGAACGCAAAUGUAUGAAAUUAAGCUGUACAUAAUAUAAAAGGCGUCAGAGUUCUGUUAACAAAGGUUCAGAGAAUAUAAAUGAUAAAUCGACGAUUACGUUAGGGGAGUGUGAUUUCACAAUCAACAUUUUAUCGAGUAAUAGUUUCCGCUCAAUAUUCAGUAUUUCAUGCAACAAGAGAUAGUUUUAUUGCGAAAAACUCGACAUCCAAAUAAUUUUUUUUUUUUUUUUUUCGAGUAAACGAUUUCUCCCUAUGAUUUCAUUUUAUUUUGCCUCUUCUUAUCCGUAACGUCCAUAAGUGAAGAUAUUUCAAUAGUUCAUGCAACAACGAGGCAAUUAAUAUAUUGACACUACAAAUUAUAAUGGAGCUUGUGAAAAUAUCAAUAUUGAAUCAGAACUUUAAUUACAUAAUAAUAAUAUGUUCCAUACAUAUAUAUUAUGCAGGUGUACUGUAUCAUAAUAUAUACUUAAAGCGCACAAUUUUUGCACAUUUACGGUCGAAAUUCUGCGAUAAAAAUUUUUCCAGUCAACAUGUGUACAUAAAUUUCUAUUAUCUACAACGGAAAUGGAUGUAAAAUAAGGCAAACGGUAAUUUGAUAUAUAUGUGUAAUCAUCAAGAAAUACUUGAUAAACUGGAUGUCAAUUAAAGCAAUUUUACAAUGUAAUCUUCACGUCAAUGUACAACAAACGUAGAAAUCCAGUGCGAUACAAUUCUUUGUAUACGUGUUAAUUUCAUCUUCGUCAUAUUGCGGAUGUAAAAAAGAAAAAUUCGAGCACGUAUAGGUCAUCAAAGCAAUCGUGAGUAAUAAACCUAGUCUAGCAACUAAUCAUAAAAAUAAUACCAAAUAAAACGUCGAUAUCAUCACUGCAUUCACGUGUACAUGUAUAACAUAAAUUGUCGUUGACUUAUACCGAAAAACCCUAACUUGUACGAAUAAAUAAUGAUUAUUUAUACAAUGAUAACAAAAAAAGUGAGAGAGCUCGUGUAAAUAUAAUGAUAAUGAUUAUUCUGUACAAAAAAAUAUAUAUACCUACACUAAAUCGAGUUAUGUCCUUAUUUUUUCAGCCUUAGAAAAUACCAAUGUUGAAGUAAAGUUGACGUGAGGGGCAAAAGAUACUGUUAAUUAUGUGAAAUGUCAAAUAACUAAGACGUUUAGAGAAAUCAUGUUAUUAUUAUUAAUAUUAUUAUUAUUAUUAUUGCUAUUUAUAUUGACGUGUUAGGAAACAACCAAACGUAU
Messenger RNA from Copidosoma floridanum, 2642 nucleotides. RefSeq lists its product as uncharacterized. The record is from RefSeq and is a predicted model, not a curated record. Lineage: Eukaryota; Metazoa; Arthropoda; Insecta; Hymenoptera; Encyrtidae.